AUGAAGAUGCAGUUGUUCAACAUCAAUUGGGGCCAUUACAGAUGGGCCAUCUUCUUCUGUGCUGUCUCCAGCCUGGGUGCGCUUUGUUUUGGGUACGACCAGAUAUACUACACUGGAGUCUUGGGGAUGAAAAGAUUUGUGCACGACUAUGGCACUACCCAUGAUGAGGAGGGAGGCAUUGCCUUGACUACUACCUUUCUCUCCCUCACGGCCUCGAUCAUUUACGUGGGAGAACUUAUCGGUGCCCUCCUCGCCGCUCCGAUCAAUGACUUCUUUGGCAGAAAGGGCGUCUUUCUUUGUGCUUCGAUUUGUAUCAUUGCCGGUGCCAUCACGCAAUGUGCCGACCAGGGCUCCAUGGGAGUCAUCUGCCUGGGUCGGAUACUGAUCGGUCUCGGGAUUGGUCAGUUUACAGUGACAUGCCUCCUGUAUAUUGGGGAGGUUGCACCGCAAGCCAUUCGAGGUCCGGCUCUAAUGAUGUUUCAAUUCAUGCAGUCGUGCUCUCAACUUGUCGGCUCAGGGAUCACACAGGGUACGGAAUCCAUCAGCACCACUGCCUCAUACCGUAUUCCCAUGGGGUUGCUGGCUUUGCUGCCGCUGGUGAUGCUCGUGGGGCUGAUCUUCAUUCCCGAAUCUCCGGUCUGGUACAUUCGACGAGGUCAAUCGGAGAAAGCCGCGAAAGCGCUCAUGAAGAUCAACCGAAGCAUGCCAGGAUACACACCUGACGACGAUAUCGCAGCCUUUAAUGACAUGGUCGAGACCGAACGACUUCGAGAAGCAACGACAUCGUGGAUGUCACUGCUGAGAGACCCCAUUGAACGACGAAAGCUCAUCUACUCAUGCGGUGCAAUGGUGGCGCAACAGAUCAACGGCAUUCAGUUCUUCUACUCGUAUGGGGUUGUAUUUGCACAGUCUAUCGGCAUCAAGCAAGCCUUUACGAUUUCCGUCAUCACCAACACGCUCCAGGUCAUUGCGGUGGGCAUGUCGGUCCUGCUUGGCAACAAAGUACGUCGUCGCUCGAACCUCCUGGUCACGACUAUCAUGAUGGUUGUGGCAUAUCUCAUCAUCGGAGGGCUCGGAGCUGGACCGUACACAAAGACUAGUUUUAGCACAACCAUCGUGGUCAUCUCAUACAUUGUCAUUGUGGCGUUCAACUUUGGCCACGGUCCGCUCGCAUUCACUAUCGCCACCGAGAUGGCCGUGGGACGCAACCGCAACAAGAUCAUGAGCUCGUCGAUUGUCUCGUUCUUUUUCACGGUAUGGGUGAUCGCCUUUACAAGCCCGUAUAUCUACUACAACGGCGGAUUGGGUCCUAUGUUGGGCUUCGUGUACGCCGGGACCACGUGCAUAACGCUUGCGUAUGUGUGGUUCUGUGUCGGCGAGACAACCGGACGCAGCCACUUGGAGAUUGAGCUGUUCUUCCAGAAGCACCUCUCUGCGCGCAAGUGGCAGACAUAUCAGUUCGACACCCUCGACAUCGUCUCUGACGAAGCCCGAGCUGCACUGAAUAUGGGGGUUGCGCGAAAGAGGACCAAUGGGCAGACAUUGACCGAGUUGAAUGCCGGCAAGACGACGACAGAAAAGCAAGUUACCAGCCCCAGCACCGGGACUAUUGACAGCAGCGCUUCUCAGGAGAAGAAGGAUCAGAGUGUUCAAGAGUUGGGAUGCAGAGAUAUCUACCGUCAACUAUCCGAUCUGCCUGUCCGAGGAGAAUGGGUCGAGGCAAAACAGGAAGAGGUAUCAAAGGUCUAG
Molecule: messenger RNA, 1749 nt
Organism: Fonsecaea nubica
Lineage: Eukaryota; Fungi; Ascomycota; Eurotiomycetes; Chaetothyriales; Herpotrichiellaceae
Exons: 1
Coding region: 1-1749 (582 amino acids)
Biological process (GO): carbohydrate transport; transmembrane transport
Cellular component (GO): membrane
Molecular function (GO): carbohydrate:proton symporter activity
Source: RefSeq, a predicted model, not a curated record